AUGCCGGUGGACCACACGAACAAUCUCACGCUGCGCAUCCUCCAGGCGGCCCACGAGGGCGGAUACGCGAUCAAUGCGCAGUCGUGCUACGAUGCGCAGUCGGUCAUCGCACUCGUGCGCGCGGCGGAGGAAGCACGCUCGCCUGCGCUCUGCCAGCUCUUCCCCGUCACCAUGGCGCAGUUCGGCAAGCCGUUUGUGCGAUUCUGCCUCGACACGUGCCAUGCCGCAUCGGUGCCCAUCGCCGUGCAUCUCGACCACGCCGCCAGCGAUGAGGACAUCACGCGCGCGCUCGACUGGGCCGAACAGGGCGUGGCGCUAGACAGCAUCAUGAUCGACUGCUCCCACCACGAUACCGACGAGGACAACAUCGCGAUGGCCAAACCCUACGUCCAGCGCGCCAACAGCCUCGGCAUGGCGGUGGAGGUCGAGCUGGGAAGACUCGCCGGUGGUGAGGCCGGUGUCAGAGUCAUCGAGGAAGGAAUGCUCACCAAGCCCGAAAAAGCUUCGCGAUUCUUGACCGAGCUGGGAGCGCAGAUGCUGGCACCUUCGAUUGGCAACAUCCACGGCCGCUACGUCAACCCGCCCGCCUUCCGGCUCGAACUGCUCGAGGCGCUCCAAUCCGCCGUCGGCCCCGGCACCGCCGCCAACUCCUACCUCGUCCUGCACGGCACCGACGAUCUGCCCGACGAGCUCUUCCGAGACUGCGUCAAGCGCGGCGCGUACAAGAUCAACGUCAACAGCUGGGCGCGCGACCCGCAGGUCGAGUUCUGGGCCCAGCAUCUCGAAAAGGAGCCGCUGCCGGAUGUGUACGAAGGCGGCAUGCAGCAGUUCGCCAAGGUCUGCAACAGGUUCUUCCACCUCCUUGGCUCAGCUGGCAAGGCCUAG
Messenger RNA from Moesziomyces antarcticus, 885 nucleotides. RefSeq names its product aldolase. NCBI's taxonomy places the organism in Eukaryota, Fungi, Basidiomycota, Ustilaginomycetes, Ustilaginales, Ustilaginaceae. Gene Ontology annotation, biological process: carbohydrate metabolic process. The transcript is spliced from 2 exons. Bases 1 to 885 code for a protein of 294 amino acids. Gene Ontology annotation, molecular function: aldehyde-lyase activity; zinc ion binding. The record is from RefSeq and is a predicted model, not a curated record.